Prunus avium (sweet cherry) is the source of this 1646-nucleotide messenger RNA. Its product is annotated as UPF0481 protein At3g47200-like. The record is from RefSeq and is a predicted model, not a curated record. Lineage: Eukaryota; Viridiplantae; Streptophyta; Magnoliopsida; Rosales; Rosaceae.
AGAGAGAGAGAGAGAGAGAGAGAGAGAGAGAGAGAGGAGUGGAAAUGAGAGGGCAGUAAGCGAUCACAUGUUUAGGGAAGUUUUGCAGCUCAAAAGAAAUGGGGGCGCGAUAACACACUCUCACACAAGCUGAAAUGAGGAGAAGGGCAGGAAACAAUGAAGCUCCAAUAAAUAUAGAAAAUCCCUAUAUUUUAUUGGCAGCUUCCAUUAGACAGAUGUUGGAUACAUCUGUCUCGAGAGAAGGACAUUGCAUCUAUAGAGUUCCUGCCUAUCUACGAUGCAAAAGCAAAGAUGUCUACACGCCUUCAGUAAUAUCCAUAGGCACACUCCAUCAUGACAACGGAGACUUAAAACCGAUGGAAGAACUGAAAAGGAGCUACCUGAAAAAAUUCCUGCAUAGGGUCGACGUACGCUUGGAGGUCUACAUUAAGAAGAUAAAAGAUCAAGAAGAAAAGUUGCGCGCUUGCUAUGCAGACGUCAUUGAGUUCAGUAGCGAGGACUUCAUACAAAUCAUGAUGGUGGAUGCCGCCUUCGUGAUAGAGAUUUUGUUGAAGUUAUGUGGUCACCGUUUCAACCCAUUAGGAGUGGAUGACCACGAUAACAUCUCCAGCAAGUCUUGGAUAAUAAAUUAUAUUAUGCCAGACAUGCUCAAGUUGGAAAAUCAAGUGCCGUUUUGCAUCCUUGAGGAUCUUCUUGAACUACAGAGAAUUGCAGCCGAUGCCAACAGUAACAUUACUUAUGUCAUUCCUUCGAUGAUGAACCUCGCCUUUGAGUUCAUCAAUAUGACAUUUAGUUCGACGAGCAUGGUACAGAAUGUGGGGAUGCUAGGUUCUUCAAGUUUGAAAGUAGAACACUUUAUUGCGUUUUUAAGACUAUUUUAUCUCCCCAAGGAUUCACAUAUUAUUAAUAUAGGAGGGGAAGUGAAAGCUGUAAAUGCACCGAGCAUCUCCGAACUAGAGAUGGCUGGAGUAAAAAUUGUGUGGGGAUCAAGCACAAGCUUAUCUGCCAUACGAUUCGUGGACGGAAUUCUAGAAAUUCCAAGAUUACUGAUUCACAACGGCAGUGAGCUUUUGUUUAGAAAUAUUGUUGCCUUUGAGCAAUGUCAUGGCUGCCCUUCUUAUGUAAACAGUUAUCUUUCCAUCUUGGAUGAUUUUGUGAACGCACCGAUGGAUGUGGAGUUGCUUGUUAGGAAAGGAAUUUUUAUAAAUAUGCUAAGCGACCACAAUGAGGUGUCUACUCUGAUUAACGACCUUGGCAAAGGGGUUGUCAUCUCAGACUUCUAUUUUGGAAGUGUUCGUGAGGAGUUGGACCGCUACUUGAAAAGCCCGUGGAUCAAAUGGAAAUCCACUUUGAAGAGACAUUUUUUCAAUUCUCCUUGGGCAACAAAGCAGAUGAUCCCAUUCAUUAUCAUUUUGAUGUUGACUAUCAUCCAAAUGGUCUACUCAACCAUUAAAUAGAAUUGGAGCUAACCUUUCAUCCAUCCAAUGAAAAGGCAAGCCAAUAAAGCAGCUCAUGAUCAAUCUGAAAGGCGGCCUUCAUGUGUGAUUGUUUUUUUUUAUUUCUUUUCGUCGAACGAAGCCUUCAUGUGUGAUCUUUGUAUUUACUUUUUUGUAUUGUUAUCAUUUCAAUGACAAGAUCACAUUAAA